Messenger RNA from Drosophila grimshawi, 2051 nucleotides. RefSeq lists its product as uncharacterized. Bases 538 to 1530 code for a protein of 330 amino acids. Lineage: Eukaryota; Metazoa; Arthropoda; Insecta; Diptera; Drosophilidae. The record is from RefSeq and is a predicted model, not a curated record. The transcript is spliced from 6 exons.
AGUUCGAGCUGAAAUCGCGACGCGUUCGCUUCGCAGCCACGCUUUGAAACACAAAAAAAAACUCGAAAUAUAAAAAAAUAUAUAUAUAAAAAAAAUUUAGACAGUUGAAGAGCGCGCAAAAAAAGCACAUACAUAUAUACAUGUAUAAAUUCAACUAUUUUUAGCGCAUUACUGACAGUGCAAUGAAAUGUGUGCAACAGCAAUAACAACAUCGACAGCAUCAGCAGCAACAACAACAACAUCGACGAAAUACUAACAACCUGUCGUUGUCGCUGGCAAAGCGUUAACAAUAAAUAAACGAAACAAUAGCAACAACAACAAUAACAACAACAAUAACAACAACUGCAACAACAACAACAAUAACAACGACAACAGUUGACUGUACAACAAUGAGCAGAGAAGGCAGACGUAGCAGCAUCCGUGGGACUUUCUAGAGACAACAACCACAUAAACAGUCCACAGAGAUACUAAAAACUGAAACCAGCAGCAAACAGCUAACAAAGGGGCAGGAAGCGGUGUCAGGAGAUCUAAAACAAAAUGCACGAGAGACGCGUCAAGAAAUUGAAGAGCGGGCAUUAUGUGGCGACGCAUGGACGCCUCACACCCGAUCCGCCAUAUGUGCACUCGAAUCGGGGCUAUUCAACGGAUGGCGACGAUUCGCAUUCGCAUCGGGCGCACUCGGAAUAUACGCUGGCCAACGAGCGCAUCUCGCCGCAGUCGCAGGGUCAUUACAACUCAUCGAGGAAGGGGCAGGGCCGCACUGGGAAUGGAUUGGGGAAUGGGGUAAGGGUAAGACACCAUCAGCAUCAGCACCUGCAGCACAGCUAUAGCCACAGUCAGAUGGGUUUGUCCAGUUCACCGGACAAUGGGGGACCCAGGCCGCUAAAUGGACCGCCACCCACACGUCAACCGCCUCGUGCUCCGUCAGCGUUGAGCUACGAUCAGGCCGGGGAUGCGGGCAGCGAUAUCUAUGUGACCAGUGCCGCCUACAAAGCGCCCUCCGAGAUCAGUCGCUACAGCCAUCGUCCCGUGUCGCGGAGUGCACCACGAAGCGUCUAUUCGGUGGCAAGCACAGCCAAGACCGGACGCAGUGGACGCUCGACAACGAAACGUGGUGCCAAAAUCGAAACGAUGUCGGCGCCCAAUCCCUUCUGCCCCAACGUGAAGGGUGUCUGCUGCCUGAUGCUGCUGCUCAACUUGGGUCUAAUACUUGUCACCCUCGGCUUUGUGAUUGUGGUGCAGUUCUACGAGCCCGUCUACGUUUGGGUCUUGGGCGUUAUAUUUCUGAUAUUUGGCUUCCUCACGCUGAUCGGCUGCAUGAUCUACUGUGUGUAUGUGUGCCGGGAUGCGAAGACGCCGUCGCAGGUGCGCAACGAGGACUUGUAUUGGACGCGACACUGGCAAAAGAACAUCGGCUAUACGCCGCAGGAGAUCAACUACAAGGCGGACAAAUAUGAUGCAUACUCCGAUCGCUACUCGGUCAGCAAGCUGAGUGGCAAGUAUUCGGAUCGCGAGAGUCAACGCUACUGAAAGCCGUAGACAGGCUUCACUCACACUUAACUAACUUUACCCAGGCGAAGCGAGGGUCGUCCGAUAAGUUGUUGGCAAAGAAUGCUCAUCUCAAUAUGAGUGAAGUAUCUCAAAACGCGUUGACAUCCAAUUACUUAUUGGUCAGCCCUCGCACACACACACACACACCGACGUGCAUAUAUACAUAUAUUAUUAUAUAACGUGUAAUAACUAGAGCAUAGUCUUUAAACGGUUUUUAUUAACAAGGCCCUCAACACGUACCUGCUGCAAGUUGCUUGCUAGUUUGUACUGUUCUUUAAAUCAUAAACGCAAUUAAGUGAGACAGAGACAGAGAUAGAGAGCGAGAGAGAGAGAGAGAGAGUAAAUACAAAUUGUGUAUUGGAAUGCUGCCAUAUAUGUGUGAGAAGACAGUUAUAUUUUGUUGUUGUUUGUGGCUAAUCAGCGAACGUUUACUUAAAUUCUAACUGAAAAUCAAAUCAUCAAAAACAAAAAAAAAAAUAUUUAAAAAAAAAACAAAAAUA